CAAUUUAAAAAAAAACAAUCACCAAAGUUUACAUAAAAGUGUUGGUGGCGAAGAGGGAAAAAAGCCGUAAAAGAUUAAAAAAACCGGCAGUUCCUCAACAAUCAUCGGCAACAAGAUAGCCACCCGGAAGCUACAGAUUGAGGUUUCAUCUCCGAAAGAGAAGAAGAAGAAUCUGAACAAGUCGGGCUUCUGAAUUUCUCUUACUGUCUCUUUUCGAUUUCUCCUUCACCAUUGUUGAAGAAUAUGGAAGAGGAAGGGAAGAAGAAGAGGGUGGUUGUCGAAUCGUUGGGAUGGCUGACGGAAUCUUCCAUUAUGCCGAAAAAGCACAAGGCCAUAGCUGGGGUCGGCGCAUCUUCGAUCAUGGAGCUCAAGGCUCACCUCUACAAGUCUCAAGAGGAGUCCAAGAAGUCCAAGGAAUUGGCUGGUCCAGGCGUCGAGUUCCACCGUGCAAAGAACAAGAUCACUCCCAAAGACAUUCUCUCCUCCCGAAAUUCCGGCGUCGAGGCCCGCGCUCUCAAGGACAAGCUUGAGCUGAAAGCUAUUAACGAUGGAUCGGUGAGCUAUGCUGCACUAGAGAAGAAGGCUGCAAUCUAUGAGAAGCUUGUGAAAGGGGAACUCCCAGACGAGGAAGACCAAGAGAAGUAUUGUGUGGAUUUUUUCCGCAAGAAUCUUGAGCAAGAUGAAUCACAGCUACCACAAGGUCAUGAUGCUCCUGCACCUGGAGAGAUGGAAACUCCAGAAGAUGAAACCAAGACAUCGUUCUUGUUUAACUCAAAAACAACAGGACUUGGGAGGACAUCUGGUACCAUGGACAACGACGAACACAAGCGCUUUGUGAGGGAAGUCCAUGAAGAAGUAAAUCAAGCAAGAGAGAAGGCAUCCGAACUGAAAUUACGUAGACAAGAGCAGGCAGCAGCACGUCGUGAGAAACUGAAACAGGCUUAUCUUCGCAAACAAGUAGAGAAGUUGAAGGCUUCAUCAAAUUCAGGACAAACGUAAAGAGAGGAAGAGAAAUAUAGUCUUUUAGGUACAGUUUACCACUGAAACAGGGCAUUGACUCUAUUGACAGCAAAUAGACAAUGCCUUCGUCAGGAUAAUGAUGGAUUUUGUUUGUUCUUUUUUCCAUCAAAACUUCUAUUCCCCAACCUUCUUAAUUUUCACAUUGUAUUAUAAAUUGAUUCUGAGAGAACUACAUAAAUUUUGUACCCCACAGUAUUGUAAAAUUAAUGACAGGAAAAAAAAAUCUUCUUCA
Cucumis sativus (cucumber) is the source of this 1252-nucleotide messenger RNA. RefSeq lists its product as uncharacterized. Lineage: Eukaryota; Viridiplantae; Streptophyta; Magnoliopsida; Cucurbitales; Cucurbitaceae. The transcript has 3 exons. Gene Ontology annotation, cellular component: nucleus. The record is from RefSeq and is a predicted model, not a curated record. The coding region runs from base 244 to 999 and encodes 251 amino acids.